AUGAAACAUCAGAGAGCUCAAUUUUCAGAGAACCAUUAUAAAGCGAAUGAAUGUAGAAAUGUCUUUUAUCAAAGCUCAAAUCUUAUUACACAUAAGAAUAUCCAUAUUGGAGAAAAUAAUUACAAAUUCAGUGAACGUGGUAAAGUUUUUAACCAGUCUUCAAGAGUUACUCAACAUCCGAGUAUUCAUGCUAGGGAGGAACGUUACAAGUGUAAUACAUGUGGGAAGGUCUUUAAUCAAUUAUUAAAUCUAAAUAGACAUAGGGAAAUCCAUACUGGAGGGAAACAUUACAGAUGUGAAGAAUGUGGCAAAGCCUUUAACCGACACUCAAGCCUUACUCGACAUCAGAGAAUUCAUACUGCAAAGAAGGCUUACAAAUGUACGGAAUGUGGCAAAGCCUUUAACAGGCGUUCAUAUCUUGCUCAGCGAAUUCAUACUGGAGAGAAACCUUAUAAAUGUAAAGAAUGUGGCAAAGCCUUUAACUGCCACUCGAAUCUUACCUGUCAUAAUUCAUACUGA
Molecule: messenger RNA, 519 nt
Organism: Aethalodelphis obliquidens (Pacific white-sided dolphin)
Lineage: Eukaryota; Metazoa; Chordata; Mammalia; Artiodactyla; Delphinidae
Product: zinc finger protein 708-like
Exons: 1
Coding region: 1-519 (172 amino acids)
Biological process (GO): regulation of transcription by RNA polymerase II
Molecular function (GO): DNA-binding transcription factor activity, RNA polymerase II-specific; RNA polymerase II cis-regulatory region sequence-specific DNA binding
Source: RefSeq, a predicted model, not a curated record